GUGCCUCCGCGCGAGCGCGCGGGCAUGCCGACACCCACUCGGCCGGUCCCGGCGCCCCGGCUCCCGGAAGCGGAAGGGAAGCGGCCCGGCCUGGGCGGCGGAGGCGCGGAGCCGAGUGGAGAGCUGCGGAGCGGGCGGCGGCACUCACAGGGAAGUGUUCUGGAUGGGAAGCCCGUAUGAUGGGAUAAGCACUAUGAAGAAAUAAAUCAGAGGAUGAGUCAAGAAGACACUUCUUGUAAAUGCAAGUGCUGGGAAAAUCACAGCUCCUCGCCGUGAACUCGCAGUGAUGCCGCCCAUAAGCCUGAGCAGCGCUGUUGAGUUCGAUUGUUGCUCCGUGUGUAAUAGUUUCUGUCCAGCCAUCAGCCACACCUGGUAGCCGUCCACGCUGGCGUGAUCCUGCCUCUACCAGUCACAGGCUUGUGGCUCUUGGAAGUCCACUGUUCUCCCAACCGACUGGAAGGACCAUGUGUCGUUGAGUUUUACUGAUCAGGAUUGUCUUCCUGCGGGUUGGCAGGCAGUUCUAGCACUGCAGAAUGGGGCUUCGGAUUCACUUUGUUGUUGACCCACAUGGUUGGUGCUGCAUGGGUUUGAUUGUCUUUGUCUGGUUAUACAAUAUUGUUUUAAUUCCCAAAAUUGUCCUCUUUCCUCACUAUGAAGAAGGACAUAUUCCAGGCAUUUUGAUAAUAAUAUUCUAUGGCAUUUCUAUAUUUUGUCUGGUUGCCUUAGUGAGGGCCUCCUUAACUGAUCCCGGAAGACUCCCUGAAAACCCCAAGAUCCCACAUGCAGAGCGGGAGCUGUGGGAGCUGUGCAACAAGUGUAAUUUGAUGAGGCCAAAGCGAUCCCAUCACUGCAGCCGCUGUGGCCACUGUGUAAGAAGGAUGGACCACCACUGUCCUUGGAUAAACAACUGUGUGGGUGAAGACAACCACUGGCUCUUUCUGCAGCUGUGUUUCUACACUGAGCUUCUGACUUGCUACGCACUGAUGUUUUCUUUCUGCCACUAUUAUUAUUUUCUUCCACUAAAAAAGCGUAAUUUGGACCUCUUUGUUGUUCGGCAUGAGCUGGCUAUCAUGAGACUAGCUGCCUUUAUGGGCAUUACCAUGUUAGUUGGAAUAACUGGACUCUUCUACACACAGCUGAUUGGCAUCAUCACAGAUACAACAUCUAUUGAAAAGAUGUCAAACUGUUGUGAAGAAAUAUCGCGGCCCCGAAAGCCAUGGCAGCAGACCUUCUCAGAAGUUUUUGGCACUCGUUGGAAGAUCCUGUGGUUCAUUCCUUUCAGGCAGAGGCAACCACUGCGAGUUCCCUACCACUUUGCCAAUCACGUCUAAACAGAUGGAUGGUGGGCACAGAUGGGUCCUCCAUGCUGGAAAUGCGUUACAGGUUUCAUGAGAAUAGAACUAUGACAGUCUUCAAGUCAAUUAAAAUCCACCCACCAAUCUUGGGCUUCAUAAUGUGCCCCAGGCUUUAUUUUAAUAGUGAUCUUGAUCCUGUUGUGGGGCUAAUACAAGAUCUAUAUUUAAGUUUUAAAAGCAUGUUUACUUUCAAAUUAGCCUUUCACGGGGAUUUCUUUAAAUGCUUUUGUUACUAAACUCAAAAGGCAGUGAUUGGGAUGAAAUAAUUGUACAUAAAUUUCCUUCACUACUCACAGUAUUUUAAAUUUUAAUUUAUAAGAAAUUUGAGGUGUUUAAUGUUUACCUUUAAAUAGUACUAACCAAAUUUGAAUUUAAUUCUUCAGGUUUACAAAACUUGAUAUACUUUCUUAGAUGUAAAUUUUCUUUUUUGAAUAUAAGUUAAAAUGCUUUUUACUACUUCCUUUUCUAUGUGCUGCAGGGUUUUUAAUAUGCAGUGUAGGGUGAGCAACAAAGGGCAGUUAUUGCCUGGGAGCGGCUCUCUGAUGCUUCCUUCUUCUUUCCUGCUCAUCCAAAGUGAGAUACGACACCCGAGUGUAAUGCACCAACUACUACCUUAUUAUAAAGGAGAAAUUAAUUUUCCCUUCUGCUGCAGUUAUUGAUUGCUGUUAGAAUGUUUGCUCCCAGGAGAAAUUUGUGACCAGUCAGGCAUAUAUUCCUGUUUUACUCUAAGAUUUUAAUGACUGAAAAGGAUAGGAAGUUUGCAAUAAUUCCAGUUAUUUCUUCAAGUGCAGUUAUAUCAGAAUGCAGAUGUUUUAAAAUGCUAGUAUAACUGGAUAGUGUGUAAUACACAGUAUAUAAAGGAAUACUGUGUUUUAAAGUAUGUAUAUUUUUACUUAUCUACCAGUAGAUCUUACUGUGCACAUCGAAAGUUUAUAUAUUAUAUGAUAAAUACUGGUCAACUCAUAUCAAAGUUUAAAAGUAGAUCAUUAACUUUAUAUACCAGUAAUCACCCAGGUUGAAAUUGAAUUUUCAUUGCCCAGCUAUAAUUUGCAUCACUCUAGAGACAUUUUAUUAAUUGCUGAUGUCAGGAAAUUAUCUUCAAAUAGAAUGAUCUAUGGUAGUGAUGGUCCUUGACAAACAUGGAACCUUUUUGUAUGCGAAGAAGUUUUGUAUUAUUUCAGUUUUUUAUUUAGAAUACCGCAUAUCCACAUGUUUGAAAAGUGUGUGUGCUAGUGACCUUUCCCCUGAAAAUGAUAUUGAACAAAUCUACCAUUCUUGAACCAUAUACAUACUUUACUUUCAGGUAGUUGUAAAGUAAGGAAUCAUAGCUGGGAAAUCCUGAAACAGAUUAUUAUUGUUAGCCAGUCAGCUAUACUGUGACUGGUUCUUUCAGAUACUGUAAAUGUCUUAUAAAAUUUCUGAAGUAAUAGAAUAAUCUCUUUUCGGAAAUAUUAAUACCAUAUUUUCAUGUUCUAAUUAUGUUUAUUAUUUAAAAACUUAGAAGUGACAGAUGAAAAUAUUUAUUGGUGCUAAGACAUUUAGUAAGUUUAAUAUAAGAAAUAUUUAUAAAGGUUAGGAAACAUAAAAUUAGUUUGUUUAUUUUGGGCAAAGGGGUUGGAUUUUGUGCAAGCUGACUGACUAAAUUGACUGAUGAUAGAUUCUAAAAGGAAGUGGUGUGUAUAUAAUGUAGGGAGAUACAAGCUGAUGACUUCAGCUAUAUGUAUUCUGUUCACAUAAGACCUGGAGCAUUCAUAGCAGAGCCAGUGAAGGCCCAGUAUGGAGAUUUGUAGACUUGCUUACGCUUUUGGAGUAGCAGUAGCUCUGACAUGAGAUAAUGGGGGUGUUCUCUUUCCCGUGCUGGGAAUGUGUGGUCUGGUUUUCUUAGGUUUAGGCACAAUCUCUUCCCUUUGUCUGUACUCCCCCAGGUCCUGAUAUCCCUCUGCAGUUUCUUUCAGUUAUUGGACUACAAACCAAUGCACUAGUUUGAGCUACAGAAAUGCUAUUAUUAAUGUAUUUACAUAAUCUAUAUUGCAGUAUAUCUAUAUAUACUUAUGCAGUAUUGUCAAAUGUAUAUGUCUGCCCCCGCUAGGGGUUUGUAAUCAUUACUGGAUUCCUAGAGAAAAGCCUGUUGGCCCCUUCCUAGGGAUUAAGCUCCUAUGUUCUUCCUGCGCCCUCUUUUGGCUAAUUGAUGUAAUUGUUCUGGCUCUAGAGGCUUUUACUGUCCUAUUAGUGGGUUGUACCUUCAAUCUGUGAAGGUACACACCUAUGGGAAUAUCUGUAUAAAAGUGUAAAGUUUUAUGAAAAUUGAAAAUGAACGUGUUACUGUUGGUGAUGGUUCUCCUAGGUGAAUUGCUUGGCUUCAUGUAUGUAUAUUGUACACUUUACUGUCAAUCACAAAUUUAGAUUAGGACAAACUAUUUCAUACUUUACUUUAAGCCUUAUUUUGGUAACUUGUUAUCAUUAUGAAAACUUACUUUAAAAUUACUAUUUUAUUACAGAACAAAACAUUUAUUACAAUUACUGUGGCAACCAUAUCAUCCAGUGUGUUUUGCUGGAUAUCUAAAGAAUACAUUUAAUUUUUUCAAUUCAGUUUUGGAAUAGUCCCACACAUAUACAGACUCAAUUGCCUUAAAAUAAUCAAUAAUUGAUUAACAAUACUAUUUUUUCUUUGCUUUUUAAAAAGCCUUCUCAGUCAGAGUUAAGUCUUUAGAUACAUGUGUCACUCUGAAUAACCGUGGGAAUAACUCCAUAUGUGGAGUGGUGGAAAUCAGCUGAGCAGGAGAUUUCCUAUUAGUCUGCAUAUUGCAUUGAAGGCUUUAUUUGUAAGUUUUAGCCAAAUGUGUGUCCAGUGACAUUUUUACAUUAGCAGAAUUAUUUCUUGGACUUCCAGAGUUAGAGUGUUAUUACUGGCUACAGUUACACUUGGUGAACAAUUAUAGGGUUGGGCCUGCAAGGUGGCUCAGUACAUAAAGGGAUUUGUUGUACAAGACUGAACCCAUUUUAAGGUGAAAGUGAAGAAAAAAAAAACAAAAACCAAACCAAACCUUAUUCCACAGAGUGGUCCUCUGACCUCACAAACAUGCCUGGCACUCAUGCCUCCUUCCCAUCAUCUCUCUGUCUCUGUCUUUCUCUCGCACGCGCACACAUACAAGUUUUAAAAAUCUAAUUGAUUAAACUUAAUGUAGGCAAUAAUGGACUGAGUUCAGAGUCUUCUAAAUAUUGAGCAAUCUAUUAAAGAGUCUUAGUGCUUUGUAACCAGACUUAGGUUCCAGAUUACUAAGUUAGCUGAUGCUACAUGAAAAUAAAAGCGCUAUUCUGUUUAAAAAGUGUAUUGAAAUAUUUUAGUUAAUGUAAGAGAGCCAUUUGCAGUUGUAGCUAACACAGUAUCUCUUUUUCAGAAGACAGUUUACUUAAUAGUGAUAAAGUAUGGCUGGGGUGCCUCAGUGACAGAGUGCAUGCUCAAGACACCCUGGAUUCAUGACCAGGGUAAGAGCGGAAGAGAUGCAGAGGAGCUGAGUCGAAUGUCUCAACUAACACCAGAGCAUCUCACUAGUGUAUGGAGGUGGCUCCAUUAAGGAUGGCAGCUCAUUCUAACCCAUUCUUAAUCAGACUUCAGGUUACUUCCGUACAAGUAAUUAACUGUUUUGUGCAAAAGAUGUGUUAUUUCUAAACAUUAAUCACAAAGACUCAAAUUAAGAACACACUUCCAAAACAGGAGGUACAAGUGAAUUUAUAUAAAAGCCAGAUGGUUUUCUGUGUUAGAUCAUGGGUAGUUGAAUGUUCUUUCAUGUAUUGCUAAAAAAUCACAGUUUGUCUUGCAGCGGCUUAAUAUGGCACUAAUAUUCAUUAGCAUAUGCUAAUUUUUAUCUAGACUGUUCUCUGACUAGUUCUCUUGUAUGUCAUGUAUAAGUAGAUAACCUAGCUACAGUUCACUAAACUAUAGUACUUCAUUAUGUAAGUUUUGAAAUGGACUCUACUAUACAUAGAUAUAUUGGGAAUUUAUUACAAACAUUAUGUAAUUUACUAAUAGUUAAAACAUUAGACUUUCAUCCAUCUCUACUAAUGCUUUGAAAAUUACAUGUACUGGCAAAUGUAGUUAGUAAGUCCUAUAAACUUAGAGUGUUCUACUUGCUCGUAUUAUCAACCAUGUAAUUAACUAAUGAGUGAGGAUAUGAUUUAGUAUCCACAUCUGUUGCCUUCUGUUGCAGGUACCAUGCUCGGAAUUUAUCUACAAAUAAAAAUUUUAGUAUAAUUUAUGCUUAGCUGUUCUUAGAUUCUAUAAUAUUCUAUAGCAGAACGUGGGGAAAGAUUAGAAGCUGUUUACUUGAAGUGUUUUAUAAUAGUAUUGUGUCUGACUAUAUGAACUAAUAUUUAGCAUUUACACUACCUUUGUGAUGGUUUAACGUCAAGAAGUGACUUUUCUCACUUUUUCCAGUAGCACCGUGUUACUGUAAGAGCCCUUCAUUCUGGGGAGCAUUUGGUUUGAGUUAUUUAACCUCCUCUUAUAUGGCUCUUUCUCUUUAGCUGGCCAUGUGCUCUUGAGAGAUUAUUUUUAAUUUUAGAUAAUUGUGUAGGAUAUAUUAACCUGCAUCAUUUUUAGCAUACACAUGUUAAAAUAACAUGGAAGUACAGAUGUGUAAUACAGAGGAGAAGCGAUAGGAUGCCCAAAGUUUGAGAAAACUGGAACCUAUUUAGGAGUCUCUUAUGGCAAAAGAAAAAUGCUGAGAAAAUUCACCAGUUUAGGUAUUAAUUUCAGCAGAGAAAAUCACCAGUUAGGUAUAAAGGCUAGUUUACACUUUAAAGAUUGGGCUCUUUUGCUGAUAUUGGGACCCUGGAGGUCUUCCUUGCUGUUGGCAUUUUUAAUUCAUUACCUCGUGUGUAUACCGGUAGUGCUUUCCACACUUGCUCAACUAUUUAAUUAAUUACACAUAUAACAUUUUCAUCUCAGUAGCUUUAUAUGUAAAGAUAUAGCCAGAGCAGCCAGAACCAGGCACAGUUCCUUUUGUAGCUUUGCCUGCCGCUUCCACGCAGUGUCUGGUCGCUUGUAGGCUGUCAGUCAGAGGGAAGACUUGUGCGCAUCCUGUGAGCUUUAUGUCUGAGCCAGAGUGGGUGAUGGUAUUUAACGUACUGGUGCCUGAAACUCGUGUUUUACAACCUGAGCAGCUGAGACCUCCUGGUGCUAUUCGCUUUAGCUUUGAGUUACAUUCUUAAUUCUUGAACCAAAGAGUUGAUUUUCUUUUUGCUUGGCUGGGGUUAGUUUCUCAUCUGUCUGAAGAAGUGAACAGUCAUUUGUCAGGGCUUACUUUCUGUGAAUGCUGGCUGAGCGCAGUCAGUUGAAAAUGAUUCUUAUUUAGACUUAGCUUUUAUUCUUUCAUGCAGAGUGGUAUGGAUUUUAAUUUUGUAUUUUAAUAUAGUGUGGUUACUUUAUAAGGUAUUUUAAUAGACUGAAGCUACUAAAGUUAUUGAAUCACUUUCUCCCUUGGCUUCACUUUGGCAGAGAAAAAAAGCUUUUAUUUAUAUAAGCAAAGUAUUCUAUUAGACACUUUUGAUGACUACUCAACCGUAUGCUAAAAUACAGGGCAAAUAAUGGGUCCAUUAUUAAUUACAAGUCAAGAAUUUAACAUUUUUUUCUGUGUGUAGGUAUAAUCCUUAAUGGCUUUAAAGAAUGAUACAGGUAUUUUCCUAUUUUGAAAAUAAGAUGAAAUUAAAGGACACUUUAAAAAACAUAUAAAUCACUCACACACACACACACACACGGAAAUGCAGAAGUUCCUUAAGUGAGCAUCCUUUUAGAAGUUGAACUUUGCAACAAAAGCAGUCUGGAUGCUGCUGCUUACUGUACAUGAAAAUUAGAGUAAGAUUGUUUUACAAACUGUUUGUUUUAGUGAUUUAUUUUUCAUAACUGGCAGAACCCAAUCCUGUGGAUGGGCUUGUCCAGGUGUAAUCCUGCUGCGUGACUUCCCUCUCCUCCCCAGGAGCUCUGCAGACAGCCGUGCCUCGGGCCUGGGAGAGUAGACGGUCACACUGGAAAUGCUGUGCUUGUCCAUCAGCUUUAGUCUGCGGCUUCUUUAAUCUUGAUACAAUGUGUGCUUUUUGCAGUGAAUUCUGAAUAGAAGACAAAAUCAAGUCUAAAACUUGAGAAGUGAGGAGCUCAUGUGCAUGAAGUGUGUCCAGAUGAGCAGAGAGAGGAAGCAGGGACUGGGUGGGGGGCGGGGGCAGCACUGUGUCUCUUCUGAGUUGUGUUACCACUGGAUAGCUUCUUAAUAAUCCCACUGCAUGUCCAUUGUUCACAAGGCAGAGUGUAGUAAUUUUUUCCAAGUUGUAGAUAGGAACAAAUUUAUCACUGCUUUCUGUGUCUUUGUGUGAUUAUUAAAAAGCAAAGAAAAAAUUAAUAUAGAUAGGGAAAAAAGCAACUGAAGAUACACAAGGAGGAACUUCCACCCCAGUCAGAGGUGCUCAGAUAAAUGGUUGCAAGCCCAAGGACAGAAUAGGCUCUCAGGAGAACAGUCCAUGGACCACAGUAGAUGAGCAUGCGCUGUGCCUGGGCUUAGUCUGGCAAGUGUAAUAACCACACAACACUAACAUUCGCUGUCAGCCCCAGUUCUCAGACUCCUAAAUGAAAGAGCCUUCUUGAGUUUUAGUAAUGGUGUUGCUGCAGGGGCCCAGGAAGACCCUGUCUUCAGACUUGCGGGUGUGCUUUUCAUUCAGCUCUGGUACGUGUAAUCUGAGGGCCAUUUGCCUGCCUGUCUGCUGGUUUCUUUGUCUGUUGCUCUAAGUCUUCACUAACAUUUCUGUUGCUGGUGGUAAUAAGGAAAAAGUGCAUGGAGAAGUCAGAGUGCUUUGAGGGCGGGAGGAAGCCACAGGUGGGAGCUGCGUUGUACUCAUUUGUUAAGAGGAGAAGUCCACCCUGGCUCUUUGAAUGAAAACAAUCUAUGUAUGUAUCUACCUUAAGAACAACAUUGCUUUUAAUUUAUUUUAGUGAUUUUGUUUUAUUCAUGUAAUGUUCUAUUUUCUUUGCAAAUUGCUUUUAAUUUAAAUUGUGGAAUUUUUACUUCUCUUGAAAUGUACUAUGUACUGUAUUUUUAGAAAUCUUAUUUUUAAAUAAAUAUUUUUGAAAAACAUA
This is a messenger RNA of Chionomys nivalis (European snow vole), 8478 nucleotides long. RefSeq names its product zinc finger DHHC-type palmitoyltransferase 21 (gene Zdhhc21). The coding region runs from base 534 to 1331 and encodes 265 amino acids. The record is from RefSeq and is a predicted model, not a curated record. NCBI's taxonomy places the organism in Eukaryota, Metazoa, Chordata, Mammalia, Rodentia, Cricetidae. Gene Ontology annotation, molecular function: protein-cysteine S-palmitoyltransferase activity. Gene Ontology annotation, cellular component: Golgi apparatus; endoplasmic reticulum. Gene Ontology annotation, biological process: peptidyl-L-cysteine S-palmitoylation; protein targeting to membrane. The transcript is spliced from 10 exons.